AUGACUGAGUGGACUGGGGUCGACUUUCCAAGAACGCACCCAAAUGAACCCAAGGGUAUAAACAUAGUAUUUCAAGCCUACGCGAACUUUCGACGCAAGAUAUUCGGUAAUAAGAACUCUUUAAACAAAGAACAUAACGAAGGCGAUGCAGAGGAAGAGGAGGAUUAUGAUUCACAAUACUAUGUAGUGAACAAUGAGAGUGUUUGUUGUGACAGCCGUGCUGGUCUCUGUGGUCUAAUCCUCCUUCUCCUCAUCGAUGUAGCCUAUGUGGCCUACUCUUGCGCCUGCAACGGCCUCGCAACCGAAAAUGAUAUCCGACUGCUAUGGCUCUCCGUACUUGUGUGGGGCUGGCAUGGCUUCCUCCAUUUGUGCAGGAAACGCUGGGACACCUGUUGGGACCGUGCCAACUGCACAGAGAAAGACGUUAAAGAGAAAAAGCAUCUCGUACUUAAUUGGGUCGCCAUAAGUCUUAUGCUCGCCUUCGUCAUCCUCUGUCUCGUUUUCUUCGUCAUAUUGGAGGAUGUUCGUAAUUUAGUCUCCCUUUCUGGUAUAGUCCUGUUGAUUCUGAUAAGUAUCCUGAUGUCUUGGCAUCCCGGGAAGAUCAAUUGGCAUCCACCACUGGUUGGCAUCUUCGUCCAGUUCCUUUUCGCUGUUCUCACACUGCGUACUAGACCGGGGUUUGUUGCUUUCCAGUGGUUAGGAGAUCGUAUGUCUGAAUUCCUAGAAAACAGCAAAGCCGGUUCUGAGUUUGUCUUCGCCGAUUAUCACUGCUUCGCUUUUGACGUGGAAUCCCCACUGAUUACUCGACCAUACAUGCACAUGAUGACCAAUUCCGAACUGCACGCCAUUAUGGUCAACGGUUUUGCCUCCGUCGCUGGGGCCGUGCUCGCCGCAUACAUUGGUUUCGGUGUAAGUCCUCCCAUUAUCACACUUCCCUAA
This is a messenger RNA of Dibothriocephalus latus, 939 nucleotides long. The record is from the annotation of a GenBank genome assembly. Lineage: Eukaryota; Metazoa; Platyhelminthes; Cestoda; Diphyllobothriidea; Diphyllobothriidae.